Messenger RNA from Vigna umbellata (rice bean), 782 nucleotides. RefSeq names its product kunitz-type trypsin inhibitor KTI1-like. NCBI's taxonomy places the organism in Eukaryota, Viridiplantae, Streptophyta, Magnoliopsida, Fabales, Fabaceae. The record is from RefSeq and is a predicted model, not a curated record. Gene Ontology annotation, molecular function: endopeptidase inhibitor activity.
AGCCUUGUAGAGCCUUCCAAAAAAUGAAGUUUACGACCUUCUUCUCUCUGUUUCUACUUUGUGCCUUCACGUGGAAACUUCCAUUAGCCAUGGCUGAUGUGGUGGACACUGAAGGUAAACCUCUUCGAAAUGGUGGCCUAUACGGUCUGAGGCCAGUUAUAAUAAGUGGCAACGGGGGUGGAGUAGAAUAUGCAGCAACGGGAAACGAAACUUGUCCUUUGUCCGUUGUCCAAAAUCCCAAUCCUUUCUCUAUGGGCUUCCCGGUACAAAUUUCAUCCCCAUUAAGAAUCCUUUAUUUAGGCGAAGGCGAUAAUUUGGACUUUGGGUUCAUUGCUGUGCCCCUGUGUGCUCCCACUCCGUCUCUGUGGACUCCUGUGAAGGGUGAGGAAGGAGAACUCUCUGUUAAACUUACUGGAUACGACAACACCGUAAGCGGUUGGUUUAAGAUUCAGAGUGUUCCUUAUGACAUUGGGGGCUACAACAUCUUGUUCUGUCCUGAUGACAUUAGUUCGUGUGGUUAUGUUGGGGUUAUGUUUGAUGCUGCUAGAAACAGGCAUUUGGUGGUCACCCAGAUUGCUAGCACAGCCUUAUGGGUUCGGUUUGAGAGACUUUCGCCUGCAUCAUCUGCAACUGAUCUCCAUGAACCAUCACUGCUCCUAAAAAGUCAUGCCUAGUUUCUUUCUAUUCGGUGACCAACAUAAUCUAUGCGCUAACUAAAUGCUUAUUUCGUUGUAAUAAAUCAUCGCAUGGCUCACUAUAAUAAGAUUCGACUAUCUUAAAAA